This is a messenger RNA of Syngnathoides biaculeatus (alligator pipefish), 4246 nucleotides long. RefSeq names its product anillin, actin binding protein (gene anln). The transcript is spliced from 24 exons. Gene Ontology annotation, biological process: mitotic cytokinesis; septin ring organization; actomyosin contractile ring assembly. Gene Ontology annotation, cellular component: actomyosin contractile ring. Bases 736 to 3999 code for a protein of 1087 amino acids. NCBI's taxonomy places the organism in Eukaryota, Metazoa, Chordata, Actinopteri, Syngnathiformes, Syngnathidae. The record is from RefSeq and is a predicted model, not a curated record.
UGGCCACAGAACUAAAAAUCGCCGGAAAAAGGGGUCGUCAUGUCCGCCAAAAUCGAUCAAAGUUCGGCUAUAUUUUUCAUAAAUUCUAAUAUCCUUCGGUAAAAAAAAAAAAAAACAUCGAACAAGAUGUGUAUUUUAGGGUACAGUUGAACAUAUUUCCGUCUAGAAAAGAUAACUUGCGCUUUCGUCACUUAGAAACUACUAUCCUUGUUCGAAAGAAGGCAUCUUUUAAUAUAUCCGUGGCCCUCUGAUAUUACUACAAAGGCUAAGCAAACGAAUCAAUAUUAGACAAGAUUAGACAAUUCCGAGAACCAUUGAUUUGCAUGACUUUACGGGCUCAUUUGACACAUUCAACAUGGCGGACCUGUACGUAUCCAAGCAAUAGUCCCAUCUUUCGUUCUUUCUAAAUUUCUUUCCGUCGCGCCCUAAAGGUGGGGUUGGUCAUGGCAGCUAUUUUUUUUUACAUUUUAUUUUACGUCCUUAUUUUCAAUAGGCUGGUUCUGUCUGGAAAAAAAAAAAAACUGCGUUCUCCCUGUUGAUUGGUAGAAAGACGAUCGUCGGUUGACGGAGUCUGCGCAAUAAGUCAGCGCUAAAAUUUCAAAUUUGAACGGAAGUUAUUUUAUCGAGAGACAGGCGAAGAGACAAAACGCAGGUCCCUUUGCUUCUUUGCGUCCUCUCUUUCAUUUUAGUGUACUUAAGGAUUUACAAAAUCAUUAGCCAACAUUAUUGCUUUGAAUGGAUCCUUUUACGGAGAAACUGUUGGAACGGACACGGGCUCGCAGAGAGAACCUACAGAAAAAGAUUGCAGGAAGACCAAAUGGAGGAGGGCAAUCGAUAGCGAAAAGAUCCAGAGAGCCUCUAGCUGAUGCAAAUAACGUGAUCACUGAAACAGUUAUUGCUGAAGUUCCCCAGACAUCCUUGAAACCUUCUCCAUCCAAGCGUAUGUGUUCAGCAGAAAAUAUUAAACCUGCAGAGGGAGAAAAUGAGACGCAACCGCUAACCCCUGUGCUCACAGAUCCUGAAACAGCCCCUAAACCCCCCAUCAUCCCUACAUGUGUCCGACCUUCAUCUUCCAAAGGGUUGACUGAAGCCCCACAAAUUUCUCUGGCCCAGUCAGGAGAGUUAAAAACUGUUCAGAUAGAUUUAGAAAAGACUGAUUUGGCUGCUACUCCAAAAUUGCAGACGUCCGGGGUCAUUCCUGUUCGUCCUGCUGCACUAAGGAGCAAGGACGACCCAGUGGAAGAGUCAUCACCCCUUGCCAGGAGUAUGAAGUCACGUCUACAGAAGCUUGCUGAACAGAGGAAAUUCUGGGAUUCCACUGAAGGCGCUGGAAGAGCUGGUGGCCAGGAUGUGGAGGCCUGCUCUGGACCAAGUUUGUAUUGCGUGCAAGUCCUCAAUGAUACUCCACCUACCUCCCUCUUUAGACGAAAUGAUAUCAAAACAUCUGGCAUAGCCAUACCCUCAGAAACUCCAGUGGGACGACGGGAAAGACUCGCCACCCUUGCUGCCACGAUUGGAACUUGGGAAGAUGACUUAAGCCACGCGAACUUUUCAAAAGAGGAAUUCCCUGCAAAGCCUGCUGUAGCCUUUGGUUCCAAGUCAAUCUGUAGAGAUGCAAAUUUGGCUGCUUCCACUAAACAAAGGCCUAAGCCUGUGAUGACAACUUCAACAAUGAGCAAGUUUUCAACUGUCCAAAAUCAGGCUGUGUACCCUUCAACCAGGUCAAGCUCUCAGAAGACGGACAGUCUGACAAACAAACCAACCCUUAAAUCAAGUACAAGCCCCCAAAAGACCUCAGUCCAGGCAGCAUCUGUUUCACCAGGUUCUACAUCUUCAGGAUCACGGCAAUAUGAUCCUGUUUCCAGGGGUCCCAAUUAUACGUCUCUCCGUCAAAAGCCACAACUCUGUUUCAAGCAACCUAUGUCCAGCUCUGCUGUCCCACUGGCGAAGGCAAAAGCUAUUGCCCCUGGUGUUCAGGUAAAGUCUUUCCUGGACCGGUUUGAUGAGAGAUGCAAAGAGCGCACAAUCUCCCGAGCAGCCGGAAGCAACCAGCUAUCCAAGGAGCGUGAAUCUGAGAUGGCUCGGGAAACCAAGAAAUCCACAGACCUCAAGGAAUGCUUUGACAAACCUGUGGAGAGCAACAUUGCCCUGUGUCAGCCAAAAGAUGAAGCAAAAUCACUUUUUGAGGAUGCGGAAACUGCUGCAAAGGGUCUUCCUCCAGGUUAUGGGUUCCAAGUCUCUUCCCCACCAUCCACAACUCAUCCAAUGAAAGAUGUUACCCAUAGAGAAAAUGAUCAAAUUGCUGAUAUGACAAAAGUUGAAGACUACAAUGAAGACAUGGAGAUAGAGUUGAAUGAGGAUCAGUCAAUCCACUCUGCAGUUAUCAAUGAUCUAUUUGAAGGAUUUCUGGAGCAGUGUGAGAACCAGGAUCAUGAGGGGGAAGAUGCCUUGAAUAUCUCUUCCAUGUCUCUACUCACACCACUGGCAGAGACUGUGGCUGCUGUCAUGAAGAGUCCAGAGGAGAUAAUGACGUCAACUCCAACUAGUUCAUUCACUGUGAAAAAUAACACUCCAGACAAAGUUUGCCAAAUAUCUGCAUUCCAGAGAGCCACCAGAAGGAGUUCCACAUCUGACAACGACGUCCCAGAUGAGGACAAUAAAUUACCAUACAGUAUUGACGCAUAUAGGUCUACUCGGGUGAAGGAGUCUGAAAAAAACAGCAUUGAGGUGAUGGUGAAAAAAGAGCAGAGGAGAGCAGAGGAACCACAAGGAUCCAGGUUGCUUGGAAAAAAACUGAAGUUAAAGAUUUUCACAAAUGAUAUGAACCUGCAGCAAACAAUCAUAUACCAGGCCAGCCAGGCUCUCAACUGCUGCACAGAUGAGGAACACGGGAAAGGAUCCCAGGUAGAGGCUGAGGCUGAGAGACUCUUGCUCGUAGCAAGUAAGAAGAGGGAGGCACUCAAGAGAGAGCUCCAACGUCUGGAAGCUGAGGGCUCAGCGAGCCAAUAUCCUUUUGCUUCAGAACCCACAAGCGUCUUAGCCUCAAAGGGCUCCAUCUGGCUGCAAGAGUUACGCUUGCCUCUUAAGGCAGACUUUGUUUGUUCGACUGCCAAUAACCCAGAAUCAAUGAAACAUUCGUUCUUCAUAAUGAUUCGGGCUGGAGUUGAAAACAUAGUGGCCACUCCCCUCGCGAGCACACACCAUGGGUUCAGUGGAGACACCCUAACCUACCCGACUAAAUUCAACAUAUCUGAUGUCUCAAGUGAGUUUGCUAUUGACCUUGAAGUCUAUUGUCUAAUUCAAAAGUGUGAAAUUACUGCUGACAAGAAGAAGAAACUCAACAAAUCAAAGGUCAUCACCCCAAAGAAAUUUUUGGCUAUUACGAAAAGCGGACACACACCAGUUGUUACAAGUCCAGGUGGCCCAAGUGCUGUUCGUACCAGUAACUUUGUCCUGGUUGGAUAUCACAAGCUCACUCUUUCUUCGAUUGGACAAAACAAGUUUCCUUUGGAGAAGAUCCCAUUCUUGUGUCCUCUUGAGGGCCACAUCUACCUCAGGAUGCUCUGCGAAGUUGGCUCGAAGGUGGAGGAAAAAGGCUUUCUGACCAUGUUUGAAGAUGUUAGUGGAUUUGGAGCCUGGCACCGAAGAUGGUGCAUCUUAUCCGGAUAUUGUAUCUCCUACUGGACUUACCCAGAUGAUGAAAAGAGAAAGAAUCCCAUUGGCUGCAUCGAUCUUUCUAACUGCACCACUGAGAGGGUCGAACCAGUCAAGAGAGAGUUUUGUGCCAGACCAAACACAUUCGAGCUUGUCACUGUCAGACCAGAAAGAGAGGAUGAUAAAGAGACACUAGUUAGUCAUUGCAAGAACACCAUGUGUGUUACCAAAAACUGGCUGAGUGCAGACACGAAAGAUGACAGGAAUUCAUGGAUGACGACGAUAAACCAGGUUUUAAUGGAUUUGCGCAUGUGGCAACCAGAUGCCUUUUACAAGCCUCUGUAAUCAGUGCACAGACUGCCCGCUGUUAUAUUAUUCUCAAUGCUGAAUACACGGAAUUUCUAAGUGCAAUAAAAUUCUUUGACACGUUAUCCUAUAUUGUAUCGACAUGACUAUGGAUGUUGUGAGUGACAGACUGGAGGUUAGAGGAGAAGCAAACCAUUCCUUUGAGUCUUUUAUGUCUGUACUUCUGUAAUAAUCACUGCCCAUCAUUGUCAUAUACAGUAUCAUAAAUUUCAAAUUUCUUUCUUCA